AGAUAAAUAGAARCUCGAUCUUUGUCUUUCGAUAAAUCUGACUAGGUUGCUUUCGACAAAUCGGAAUAGGUUGAGUCUUCCCUAGAACCAUCCCUGUUUUGAUUACUUUAUUUUUGAUGUUCGAYCUUGACGUCAGUCAGCUGGUAUCACWCACCACUAUAUAUUUCAAUUAGUUUGAAAAAAAARCAACAACGAACAAUAGACAACAAUGGGUCAGGUGGAGAAACAUCUCGCUAGAGGUGCUGGAAUCUGUGGGAUCUUUAUUCUGUUGUGUGGACUUGGAGACGCCAUUAURGGUGUUCUUUGGAUAGUUAACAGUGUAGUCAGUUUCUGGUUGCAUGGUUCUGGAUUAUGGUCUGGUAUUCCGCUUAUCAUAGCAGGAAGCUUGGGGAUUGCAACAUGGCCAACAAGAAGUCAGGGGCUGAUGGUCGCGUUUGUUGUUUUCUGCAUAUUUGCUUGUAUUUUAGCGUCAGUUCAAGCGAUCAUUUCUGGAGUGAUAUAUCGUUCGCUUUCUAUCGCCUUCACAGCUUGCCUGAGCAGUGACGUUGGAAUUUGCUCCGACAUUAAGGUGAAGAUCAUGGUUACCAGUAUUCUUGUUUGGCUUAUUUUGAGUUCCUUGGGAGCCAUUCUAUCCUUCGCUGGCUCUAUUGUUGGUUGCAUGGGAGCCUGCUGUGGAUCACGGAACAGCGGCGCAGUAGUGCAACAACCAUCUUCAACUAUCGUCAUGACCACCACACAGACAUCAAAUACUCCGGGGUAUUUUCCAACUGAACAGAACUCACAGCUGGCCGGCUAUCCUAACCAACAACAACAACCUGAUAGACCACCGCAAUAUGUUGAUAAGCAAUGAGUAUAGUAAAACUUACUAUAGCUAGACUUUAGGUUUAGCCAAUGACAGCGUUUGAAACAGUCUCUUCAAUAAAAACGCGUUUUUUAUAGGCUAGUUAAAGAAACUAUCGUCAAGUUUCAUGUUAAUAUAAUUCGUAGAUUGUAAUGUUGGUAGGUUUUGAUUUUUUUUAUCACAUUUGAUUUUUAAGUAUACAUUUGAAGUAGUUAUUAUUUCAUACCAGUAAAAGAAUACAUUUUCCUGUA
This is a messenger RNA of Exaiptasia diaphana, 1092 nucleotides long. RefSeq lists its product as uncharacterized. The record is from RefSeq and is a predicted model, not a curated record. Bases 209 to 850 code for a protein of 213 amino acids. The transcript has 5 exons. NCBI's taxonomy places the organism in Eukaryota, Metazoa, Cnidaria, Anthozoa, Actiniaria, Aiptasiidae.